AUGUUGGAGGUUACUCAGGAUCGUGACCUUGACAAGAUCAAGGUCAUCGGGGCUGUUUUCCUAUUCGGCAUAUUUAUCGUUCAACAUCGGUCUAAGAUACUCGUAAAAUCAGAAUUUGAAGUAGUGGAGAAGAAAAAGGAGGAGAGGGUGUCCACUCAGCCUGAGGAAGUUGAAGACGAUUAUGCCGAGAAGAUUGAAGACGACUCUGUUGAGGAGGAGGAGGAUGCCUCCAUAGCUUGCGAGGAGAGUCAAAUGAGGUGGGAAGAAGGAGAUGCUGCAGCUGGUAAGCAAAAGUGUGUCAACUCGAUGUAUUGCACCAGUAGACUGACGGACAAUCGUCUGGAUAAGAGAUCCAAGGUUGUUGUAACGAUUAAGGGUCAUAUGCUCAGGGAUGCUAACUUGACAGACCUAGAGUUGCAAAGUGAGAUGGUUAUAGGAGACCUAGAAGCUAUCCAUUCCAAUCAGAUUCUACUCCAUGGAGAGUCUCGAAGUCGCGGCAAAGUUUCCUUGAUGAAGCAACAAGAUCGAAGCACAGAAAACACCAACACCGAAAUUGGAGAACAAUCGCAACAAUUACAUCAACAGCAACAACAUCAACAACAAUAUGGAGAAGUAAAUCAAUUAGGCGGUGUAUUUGUUAAUGGAAGACCACUUCCCAAUGCAGUCAGAUUGAGAAUAGUUGAACUAGCACAAUUGGGUAUUAGACCGUGUGAUAUCUCGCGACAAUUACGUGUUAGUCACGGAUGUGUCAGUAAAAUAUUGGCACGCUAUCACGAAACAGGUAGUAUUCUACCAGGUGCAAUUGGUGGCAGCAAGCCACGUGUGACUACACCAAAAGUUGUGCAAUACAUAAAGCAAUUGAAAUUAAAAGAUCCAGGGAUUUUUGCAUGGGAGAUCAGAGAUCGAUUGUUGUCUGAUGGUGUUUGCGACAAAUAUAACGUCCCAUCAGUAUCCAGUAUAUCAAGAAUAUUAAGAAAUAAAGUUGGCACAACGACAACUAUGCAUCAUCAUUCACAUCAUUCAGCUCACCAUCAUCAUCAUCAUCAUCACCAUUUUUAUGCAGCUGCAGCAGCGGCUGGUGCAGCUCUUUGUCCAGUGCCGUAUCCACCGACACCUUAUCAUCCGACAGCGCCGCCUUCCAUUCCACAUCAUCAAGUUGGACCAUCAUCAGGGAGUAAACUGUCAUCGUCGUCUCCUCCAGCAGUACAUGAUAAUGGUGGACAUCAAACGACUAUGAACAACUCUUUGCAAUGGCCGAGUUCUCACACUGUACACGACAUUCUGGCUAAUGGUUGUAAUGUACAGAACUCGUCAUCUUCUUCACCAACUUCGUCAUUAUGUUCCACGAUCAAUAAUAAUCAUCAUUACAACCGUCAUGAUGAUAAUUCUGUCAACAAUGAUAAUAACAGUAAUAAUGAAAAUAAUAAUGAUCAUAGAAUAUCGGGCGGUUAUCUUCAUCACCAUCAUCCUCACCUAGCCCAUCAUCAACAGUAUUACGCAUCAGCGUUGUAUCAUCACCAUCAUCAUCACCGUACAGAUGCUGUGACGGCAGCUACUAUAUCGUCUACACUUUCUGUACAAGCUAUUAUGUUGCAAUCAGGAACAACAAACCAUCCAGCCAGUCCUUGUAAUUAG
Molecule: messenger RNA, 1635 nt
Organism: Cyphomyrmex costatus
Lineage: Eukaryota; Metazoa; Arthropoda; Insecta; Hymenoptera; Formicidae
Exons: 7
Coding region: 1-1635 (544 amino acids)
Biological process (GO): regulation of transcription by RNA polymerase II; anatomical structure development
Molecular function (GO): RNA polymerase II cis-regulatory region sequence-specific DNA binding; DNA-binding transcription factor activity, RNA polymerase II-specific
Source: RefSeq, a predicted model, not a curated record